UAGAGAUGUUGGCAGAAAGCCUGAAACAGAACAUCAUUGUUGCGGUAUAGCCAUGUGUCUCCCCUGGCCUAAGUCCAGUUGGAUACGGUAUUGCUAACAGCCUCCCCAAGAUGGACACUGGUAGCGGCAAGACUCAGGUUGCUGUGAUGCGCAUGAGGGGAGAGCUUGAAAGGGAAGAUCCGAACAAGAUAAUCUGGUUCUUGGCACGCACAGUGGCCCUUUGCUCUCAACAGCAUGAUGUGAUCAAGACCCAGAUUCCUGUUACUCAGACCAGGCUACUUCUCGGUUCAGAUAAUGUUGAUGCUUGGUCGGACCAGGAGACCUGGGAUACUAUCCUGCUUAACACACGUAUCGUCGUAUCGACCCCUCAGAUUCUGUACGAUGCCCUCAGCCACGCCUUUGUCACCAUGCAGAGGCUCUCUCUGAUUGUCUUUGAUGAAGCUCACCACUGCGUCAAGAACGACGUCGGCAAGCGGAUUAUGGAGAAGUUCUACCACGACAACAAGGGAAAGGGCCUCCCAGUACCACAUAUUCUGGGGUUGACAGCUAGCCCCAUCAUGGGCUCACGAUCUGACGGACUCGAGAUGCUGGAGAAGGCCCUGGAUGCAGUAUGCAAGAGUCCAACGAUUCAUCGGGGGGAGCUUAUGUCCCACGUCAAGAAGCCUGCACUGGAACUGGCUUACUACGAAUCCAAGCCAGUCAUGGACACACCGAGAAGUUUGCUCAGUCUUCGCGCCACGUUCCAAGGCCUCGACAUCCUGGAGGACCCCUAUGUCCUGCACCUAGCGAACCAAGGAACGGAUCGCAGCUUGAGGAAACUCGAGCGUGUUCUCGACAAAUGGGAUACCUAUACGCAAAAUCAACUCAAGACUUUCACCUAUAGGAGCUCACAGCUGCUGCGAGAACUGGGCAGCUGGGCUGCCGAGUACUACGUCUGGAAGGUGACCGAGGACGCCAAGUCAGCGCUCGUUACACGCGACCCCAACUUCGUCAGCUGGACAGAGGACGAAAGACAGUAUCUUGCCAAAGCUCUGAAUCAGAUCAAGCCCGUAAAGAGGACCGAGGCGGAUCUUACCCGAGACGCCGUGUCGGAGAAAGUCGUUCUGCUCAUGGAGCACCUCUUGCUGGGAGACGACGAUACGCUCGGAAUCGUCUUCGUCAAAGAAAGGACCACAGCAACGCUUCUCGCUCACCUUCUUGCCACCCACCCCCUGACCCGGCACAAGUAUCCCCGCGUCGGCGUCGUGGUGGGAGUCUCCCAAUAUGCCGCCAGGAAGAAGGACAUCUGGGACCUCUCCCGGACCGAAGAAUUCCAGUCUCUGCAGCGUUUCCGAGACGGCGAGAUCAACCUCCUCGUCGCCACGAAUGUUCUCGAGGAGGGAAUCGACGUCCCUGCCUGCAACCUGGUGAUUUGCUUUGAUCCGCCCGACAACCUAAAGUCCUUCAUCCAGAGACGCGGACGAGCCCGCCAGAAGGACUCGAGGCUCGUAAUCCUCGUGGAUCUCAAUAACCCUCCAAAGUUACUCCAAUCCUGGGAGCAGAUGGAGGCCCAGAUGAAGAGCAAAUACGAAGACCAAGACCGGGAACUUGAACGUCUGCGGCAAAUAGAGGAUUCCGAGCCAACGCCAUCGGAAAUCCUGGUGGUGGAAUCCACCGGAGCCCAGAUCGACUACGACACUGCAAAGUCACACCUGGAGCACUUCUGCGCCACGCUUUCUCCCGAUCGCUACGUCGAUUCACAGCCCGACUUCAUUAUCCAGAAUGUCUGGGACGGAGAUUCCCCGCUCCUGAAAGCCACCGUCUUGCUCCCCUCGUACGUACCGGAGGCGGUACGUAUUGCCGAGAGCCGGAACGCCUGGUUGACCGAGAAGAACGCCAUCAAGGAUGCUGCGUUCCAGGCCUACGCCGCUCUCUACACGGCCAAGCUUCUCAACGACCAUCUCCUGCCGCUCAAAGCAAAGGACAUGAUGCCCAGCAUCGAACGCCGGCCUAAGGCGCUGGUAUCAAUCAACGGUCUCGUGAAUCCAUGGGUCGAAGUGGCGCGAGCCUGGGAGAAUCCCGGUGUCCUCUGGGCUACCCCUGUGCGCUUCAUGGACCCCCAUGGCAUCUGCAGGGGGUCCUACUCCAUGAUCACCCCCAUCGCGCUACCCGAGUUGCCUCCGACCCUCAUGUACAUUGAGCGAGGCAGCAGUCACUGGACCGUGGAGUUUGGGGCGCAGCAUUCCGUCCCAUCCACUUCGACCAUAGACCACGCUUCAGUGCUCCUGGCUCUUCCCUUCAGCCACAGAUGGCCUUCUGAAGACCGCCGGCAUGUUGUUAGAUUCGUUUCCGAGGAAGGGGAUCUUACCAUUGACCAGCUGGGAGCUAAACCUUUCGAUGUGGACGAGUUUAUGCACCAGGAUUCCGAUUCCGAGUAUCUGAUCAGAGAUUUCGCCGGCUGUCCCUAUAAAUACGAGAAAGUACUCGAGAAGAAACCCUCGCAGGACCAGGUGCAGCGCGCUUUCCGGGGCUACGGAGAUAUGCCUGGGUUUGUUGACGCUCCGGACGACGUUGCCUAUCUGGCUCUCAAGAAGUGGUCUCGACGAAUCGACUUCCUCCACCGGGAAACGGGCGACCCGACUCAGGAACAGGCGAGCACAAAACCCUACGCUCGGGUCUUCCCACUGCCCUGGGCAAGGGUUGAUUCGAUUCCAUCGCGUCACGCAUUGUUUGGGGCCUGCAUCCCCUCUAUCCUCCAUCACGUCGAGGUGAGAAUGGUUGCGAAACAGCUUUCCUGCAGUGUCAUCCGAGAUCUCUCCAUAUCCGACUUGUCCCUGGUGGUGGACGCCAUUAGCUCACGUAGCGCUCGGGAGCCGGGAGACUAUGAGCGCCUUGAAUUCUUCGGCGACUCGCUGCUCAAAAUGUGCGCCACCAUCAACGUCGCAGCUCUACAUCUUGACUUGCCCGAGGGGUAUCUCGCGCUUAUGAAAGAUUGUCUCGUCUCCAACUCGCGACUCUGUAAAGCAGCAGUCGAGAGUGGCUUGGACAAGUUCCUCCUUACUCGACCUUUCACGGGGAAUAAGUGGCGGCCCAUUUAUGUGGACGCCCUUCUGGACGGCGGCUCGGCAGACAGCGGUCCUCGCCAGGUGUCUUCGAAGACGCUCGCCGACAUCGUAGAAGCCCUCAUCGGUGCCGUGCACGCAGACGGAGGGCUCUCCAGAUCCCUGUCGUGCAUAGCCCUCUUCCUGCCGGACAUCGAAUGGCAUCGUCCCGACGAAUGCCGCAAGCUCCUUUACGACCAUGCACCAUCUGAUGUUCCUCUUCCCCCCACCCUGGCCCCCCUCGAGGAUCUCCUUGGGUACCAGUUCCGAAAGAAGGCGCUCCUCGUCGAGGCGACAACGCACGCAUCCUACCAUGGGGUCGACAGCUUCCCGCUACGGACCUUGGAACGCCUCGAGUUCCUGGGCGACGCUGUGCUCGAUUAUAUUGUCGUAUCGCGCCUCUAUCCGCUCAACCUACCUCCGAGCGCGACGCACCUCCUCAAAAGCGCCACCGUGAACGGCGACCUUCUCGGCUUUCUCGCCCUAGAGCACCACAUCGACCAAGACAAAGUCAUUGUCAGCACCAGCGGUGGAAACAGCCCGAUUGGGCCGGAAUCACCACCACCGUCGCCAUUUUCCACGCCAGUUGCCGCAAUGGAGACCGACAAUGCCGUCGGCAUCAGCGACAUAUCAGACCUGGCCGACGAACCGUCCACUCCUUCGAAAAAGCCGACCUUGAAACACGAAGCUUACCCCCUUCCCUUGUGGAAGUUCCUACGACACAACUCCCCGAACAUCACAGCCGAACAGCCCUCCCUGGAACACCGACACGCUGCGCUCCGCUCGCGGAUCCUCGCCGCCCUGCGCAAGGGGACGCGCUACCCCUGGGCGCUCCUGGCGCGCCUACGCACCCCCAAAUUCGUCUCCGACCAGCUCGAGGCCGUCCUCGGCGCCGUCUGGGUCGACUCGGGCGACCUAUCCGCCUGCGAGGCCGUCGCGGCCCGUUUCGGCAUCCUGGGCGUGCUCGACCGGCUCAUCAGCGACGGUGUCCACGUGCUGCAUCCCAAGGAGGAACUGGGCCGGCUCGCCGACCAGGAGAAGGUCAAGUACAUCGUGACCGGGGUGGAUGGGUCGGACGACGAAGGGAACGGGGUGAUGGAUGAGAAUGAGGGGGUCGUCCCAGGGGUGUUGUCGGCCUUUGGUGGGAAGAACUGGCAGUGCCGAAUCAUGGUCGGGACGCGAUGCGUGGUCGAAUUGGACGGGGGUGUCUCGCGAGAAGAGGUCGAGACGAAGGCCGCCGAGGUGGCCGUGAAAGUUCUUGUGGAAGAAAAGAAGCAGAGGGCGGCGAAGAACCCGGGCGUGGGGUGUGGGAGUGGACGUGGGUGAAGAUGAACGGGAACGUGAUCAGGUGAUGGGCGAGGAUUAGGUACCUUACGGAGUAAGGACUGUGAGGGAAUUGUGUACCCGUAUCAAGACUUUGGGUAUCUUAUAUACAAGUUGGUCUU
Molecule: messenger RNA, 4525 nt
Organism: Sodiomyces alkalinus F11
Lineage: Eukaryota; Fungi; Ascomycota; Sordariomycetes; Glomerellales; Plectosphaerellaceae
Product: RNase3 domain-containing protein
Exons: 5
Coding region: 111-4406 (1431 amino acids)
Biological process (GO): siRNA processing
Cellular component (GO): nucleus; cytoplasm; RISC complex
Molecular function (GO): RNA binding; ATP binding; ribonuclease III activity
Source: RefSeq, a predicted model, not a curated record